Castor canadensis (American beaver) is the source of this 933-nucleotide messenger RNA. The record is from RefSeq and is a predicted model, not a curated record. Lineage: Eukaryota; Metazoa; Chordata; Mammalia; Rodentia; Castoridae.
AUGGGGAGGGGCGGUCAGGCAGUGGGUCUGGCUGCGGGCAGCAGGGGUCAGGCGGGAGGUGUUCGGCUGCGGUCGGCGGGUUCAGGCGUGCGGUGCGUCGGGUUGCCGGGGUCAGCGGGCGGCGGGGUCAGGCGGGAGGUGCAUCUGGCAUUUGACGGCGAAGGUCAGGCGUGCAGUGAGUCGGGUUGCCGGGGGGGGUGGUCAGGCAGUGGGUCUGGCUGCGGGCAGCGGGGUCAGGCGGGAAGUGCGUCAGGCUGCGGAAGGCGGGGGGUCAGGCGGGAGGUGCGUCGGAUUGCGGAAAGCGGGGGUCAGGCAGGAGGUGCGUCGGACUGUGGACGGCGGGGGUUAGGCGUGUGGUGCGUCGGGUUGCCGGGGUCAGCGGGCGGUGUGGUCAGGUGGGAGGUGCUUUGGGAUGAGCACGGCAGGGGUCAGGCGGGAGGUAUGUCGGGCUGCGAGAGGUGGGGGUCAGGUGGGAUGUGCGUGGGGAUGCUGGCAGUGUGGGUCAGGCUGGAGGUACCAGGCUGCGGGUGGCGGGGUCAGGCUUGCGGUGCGUCGGGUUGUGAGCAGCGGGGUCAGGCGAGCGGUGCAUCGGGCGGCGGGGCGGUCAGGCGUGCAGUGCUUCAGGCGGCGGGGGUCAGGCGGGAGGGCCGUCGGACUGCAGGCGGGGGGUCAGGCUGGAGGUGCUGCGGUGGCGGGAUCAGGCAGGCAGUGUGUCGGGUGUGGGCCGCGAGGUCCGGCCGUGAGGUGCAUCGGGUUGUGGGCGGCGGGGGUCAGGCUGGAGGUGCUUCAGGAUGUGCGCGCUGGUCUGGUGGGAGGUGCUUAGGGAUGCGCGCGGCGAGGUCAGGCGUGCAGUGCUCCGGCGGCGGGGGUCAGGCGGGAAGGGGUCGGGCUGUGAGUGGCGUGGGUCAGGCGGGAGGUGCGUCAGGAUGCUAG